Rotaria sp. Silwood2 is the source of this 3102-nucleotide messenger RNA. Lineage: Eukaryota; Metazoa; Rotifera; Eurotatoria; Philodinida; Philodinidae. The record is from the annotation of a GenBank genome assembly.
AUGAUGCCAUCACUACUAACAAAAACGUCCUUAAACUCGAUUAAAGACGUACCAUUUUUACUAAUUCGACUAACUGGAACAUUAUUACCAUCCGGAGCAGUAUUAAUGGUAGGUGGUACAAAACUUGUAAAUUCCUAUGCGAGCUGUGAAGCAUAUAUUUCUUCAUCCGACACGUGGAUAGUGCUUCCAAGCUUGUCAACACCACGUCAUGAACACACGGCUACUUUAUUAUCAUCUGGACAAAUAUUAGUAACAGGCGGUCAAACUACUGAUCAUAAUAUUUAUUCUUCGUGUGAAUUGUAUGAUUCUUCAUACAAAACGUGGAAAACGAUCCCUAAUAUGUCAUCAGAACGCUCUCAGCACCAAGCCGUCUUAUUGAAAUCUGAGAAAGUUUUGAUCAUAGGUGGGCAUGAUGAAGAUAGUAUCCUAUCCAGUUGCGAAACGUACGAUCCAUCAUCCAAUACGUGGAAGUUAGUCGCUGAUAUGGCAUCACCUCGUAUGGCUCAUAGUGCUACUUUAUUAUCAUCUGGGAAAGUACUAGUGACUGGUGGUGGCUCUGACGACGAUUCAGCUUGUGAAAUCUAUGACCCUGCAUCUGAUACUUGGACUCCAGUAGCUUCGAUGUCAAAAGGACGUCGUUUUCAUACAGUCACUUUCUUAUUUAGGGAUAAAUUGUUAAUAACUGGUGGAUUUGAUAAUAAGCAUAAAUACUGGUCUGAUUGUGAAGUGUAUGACGCUCGAUCGGAUAAAUGGACUUCAGUUGCUAGUAUGACAACUGCGCGUGCUGCACAUACCACUACAUUAUUACCAUCAGGAAAAGUUUUUGUAACAGGUGGUGUAUCUAGUGAUAGUAUAUUCGAUGCAUUGUCUAGCUGUGAGGUAUAUGAUCCAGUAUCAAACACUUGGACUCCGGUUGCCGGCAUGUCAGCUCCACGUUUUCAGCAUAUAGCCAUCUUGUUACCAUCCCGUAAGAUACUAGUCACAGGUGGUAUCAGUGCUCCACUUAGUGAAGUAUACGAUCCUAUAUCUGAUACGUGGAGUCCAACCGCCAAAUUUCCUACUUUUGUUUUGCAACACACUGCAACGUUGUUAUCGUCUGGAAAAGUAUUAGUAACAGGUGGUUUCGAUGGUUGGGACUCAUUAUCAAGUUGUGCAAUAUACAACACUCCAUCAAAUACCUGGGUGCCAACUGCUGAUAUGGUAUUAUCACGUUCUCAGCAUACGGCGACUCUACUCUCAACUGAACAGGUUCUGGUAACAGGUGGAUAUUCUAUUGUAGGCUGUAUACCGCGUAGUGAAGUAUACAAUACCCUAUCCAAUAUAUGGACUGCAGCUGCAGAUAUGUCAGUAUCGCGCUGUCAACACACGGCUACUUUACUACCAUCUGGACGCGUUUUAGUAAUAGGUGGUUAUGAUCAAGACUUGAAUAACAUGUAUUUUUCGAACUGUGAAAUGUAUGAUGUAUCGUCUAACACAUGGACUUUACUCGCCAAUAUGUCAUCGCCACGUUCUCAACACGCUUCUAUUUUGUUAUCAUCUGGGAAAGUAUUAGUAACAGGUGGUUUUGAUGGAAAUGAUUACUUAUCUAGUUGUGAGAUGUAUGACCCUAAAUCUGAUGCAUGGACUUCUUUUGCCAAAAUGUCUAAACCACGUUCGCAACAUGCUGCCACUUUAUUAUCUACCGGUGAAAUCUUAGUCACAGGUGGUUUUAAUAAUGGAUAUUACAUGGCGAAUUGUGAACUUUACAGUCCUUCAUCGAACAAAUGGAUAUCAGUGAUGAACAUGUCAUUCCCACGCUAUGGGCAUACUGCCACCUUAUUAUCAUCUGGACACGUAUUAGUCACAGGUGGUGAUAAUCAAGAUGGCUUUGCAACUUGUGAAAUAUACGAUCCUCUAUCCAAAACGUGGACUCUAGUUUCCAACAUGUCAUUACCACGUAUUCAGCAUAGAGCCGUUCUAUUACCAUCUGGAAAAGUAUUGGCAACCGGUGGGAACACUCUCCCAAUUGGUGAACUCUAUGAUCCUUUAUACAAUACGUGGACUCCAGUGGAUAAGACGGAUUCAGAACGUUUUCAACAAACAGCUACGAUAUUGUUAUCUGGGAAUGUCUUGAUAACAGGUGGCUCAAAUGCUUGGAAUCGUUUGUCGAGUUGUGAAGUAUACAAUUCUUCAUUAAAUUUGUGGACUCAAUUUACUAAUAUGUCAUCAUCACGAUCUCAACACACUGCAACGUCACUAUCGUCUGGACAAGUGUUAGUAGUAGGUGGUGCUGAUCAGUUCGAUCUGAGUUCAAGUGUUAGUGAGAUCUUUGAUCCUCAAUCCAAUACUUGGAAAGCACUCGGUGGUCUAAGCGAUGAACUUACCGGACACACUGCUACUUUAUUACCUUCUGGAAAAGUAUUAGUUACAGGUGGUUCUAAUUUCAUAGAAUACACAUCUACUAGCCACUUGUUCGAUCCUAAACAAAUGAGUUGGAUCCAUGCAGCUGAUAUGUUGUCAAAGCGUUUUCAACACACCGCAAGUUUAUUAUCAUCUGGACAAGUGCUAAUAGCAGGUGGUUAUGCAGGGAGUGUCUUGUCGAGUUGCGAAAUUUACAAUAUCUUAUCGAACACAUCGACACAAGUGGUUAAUAUGUCAACUGCACGUUUUCAGCACACAGCCACUUUACUAUCAUCGGAAAAACUUCUAGUAAUAGGUGGUAAUGAUGGAAGCAAGCCCUUGUCCAAUAAUGAAGUGUACAAUGUUUUAUCCGGCAUGUGGAGCCAAGUUGCCCAGAUGUUAUCAGCUCGUGCUGGGCACACAGCUACAUUACUAUUAUCAGGAAAAAUUUUAGUAACAGGCGGUACAAAUAAUGGGGAUUACUUGUCUAGUUGUGAAUUGUACGAUCCUUCAUCGAAUAAGUGGAGCAUGGCUGCCAACAUGUCAUCAUCUCGUGUCUAUCACACGGCUUCGUUAUUAUCAUCUGGAAAAGUAUUGGUGGCUGGCGGUUAUAGUCUACCACUCGGUGAAAUAUACGAUCCUUCAUCCGAUACAUGGAGUCCAAUCGCCAACAUAUCGGCAGCAUAUGCGUCACAGGCAGAUACUUUAUUGUCUUCAACAUAA